AGUUUGGUGAGGUCAACAGGAAAGCAUCUCAGGAACAUCUACCAAUGCAUGCAUGGCUAGUCCUACAUCUACCAAUAUGCAUGCAGCCUCCCUUCUCUAUAUAACUUGCCUGGAUGUUGCAAGCCAUUACACUUGUGUCUCUCCACACACUUGGGAAAACCAUCCCUGUGCCCUUCUCUAGCUCAUCAUCAUGACGAUCGCCUUCGCCGUGCGCCGGCGCGACCCGGAGCUCGUCGGCCCGGCGAGGAAGACGCCGCGCGAGACCAAGCGCCUGUCCGACAUCGAGGACCAGGUUGGGCUGCGCUGGCACGUGCCGUUCGUCCUCUUCUACCGCGGCCGCCGCGGCGGCGGCAACCCGGCCGCCGCCGUCCGCCGCGCGCUCGGCGAGGCGCUGGUGCCGUACUACCCGCUCGCCGGGAGGCUGCGGGAGGUGGACGGGCGGAAGCUGGUCGUCGACUGCACCGGCGAGGGCGUGCUGUUCGUGGAGGCCGACGCCGACGUGCGGCUCGCCGAGCUCGAGGCCGCCGGGCUCACGCCGCCGUUCCCGUGCAUGGACCAGCUGCUCUUCGACGUCGAGGGCUCCGGCGGCGUGCUCGGCUGCCCAUUGCUGCUCAUCCAGGUGACCAGGCUGCGAUGCGGCGGCUUCGUCUUCGCACUGCGCCUGAACCACACCAUGUGCGACGCCGUGGGCAUCGUCCAGUUCAUGUCCGCCGUCGGCGAGCUCGCACGCGGCCUGCCGGCUCCGACCGUCGCGCCCGUGUGGUCCCGAGAGGUCCUCGACGCCCGGAGCCCGCCGAGGCCGUCGUUCCCUCACCACGAGUACGACCCGGUGCCGCCGACGCCGUUCCCGCCGCCGGGCGACAUGGUCACGCGCACCUUCACCUUCGGCCCCGGCGACGUCGCGGCGAUCAAGAAGGGCCUGCCGGUGCCGCGGGGUGAGAAGAAGGCCACGACCUUCGAGGCACUCGCGGCGCUCAUCUGGCGUGCCCGCACAGCCGCGCUGGAGAUCCCGGCCGGCGAGGACGCGCGCCUGGUCGUCGCGGCGGGCGUCCGGGGCGUGCGCGACCUGGCGCUGCCCGCCGGCUACUACGGGAACGCGUGCGUGUACCCGGCGGCGGUGUCCGCCGCCGGCGCGCUGCGGGGCAGCCCGCUGGGCGACGCGGUGGCGCUGGUGCGGGCGGCGAAGGAGGAGGCGGCGAGCGCCGAGUUCGUGCGGUCCACGGCCGACCUGAUGGAGCUGCGCGGGCGGCCGUCGCUGGCGCUGGCGAACAUGUUCAUCGUGUCGGACAACCGGCACGCGGGGUUCCGCGGCGUCGACCUGGGGUGGGGCGAGCCGGUGUACGGCGGCCCCGCGGGCGCGCUGUUCGUGCUCAGCUUCAUCGUCGCCGUCCGGAACGGCGACGGGGAGGACGCCAUCGCCGUGCCCGUCGUGCUGCCGCGGCAAGCCAUGGCCCGGUUCGUGUCCGAAGUCGGCAUGCUGUUGAAGAGUUAGUGCCGGCGUUCAGCCAUGUGUUUAAUUUGGUGUACGUGUUAGAUUGUCUGUGGUGCAGGCCCUAGAUGGAAGCCUUGGCGUGAAUGUCUUAGCAAGUGCAAACUUAUGAAAAUAAUAAGAGUGCUAAAGCUUAAAAUGAA
Molecule: messenger RNA, 1632 nt
Organism: Panicum virgatum (switchgrass)
Lineage: Eukaryota; Viridiplantae; Streptophyta; Magnoliopsida; Poales; Poaceae
Product: benzyl alcohol O-benzoyltransferase-like
Exons: 2
Coding region: 191-1492 (433 amino acids)
Source: RefSeq, a predicted model, not a curated record